AUCACUGAAACAUGGCGGCGAACUUCACGGAGUUUUGUGGCUCCGAAUUCUGGAACUUCACUAUAACUUGGAACAAUGAGGUCGGACCUGACUUCACCCCAUGUUUCCAGAACACUGUAUUGAUAUGGGUACCUUGUGGUCUGCUGUGGCUGGCCCUCCCCUUCUAUAGCACUUUCCUUAAGAGAAGGAAGGGACACAUCAACAGCAAUGCCCUCAAUAUAACAAGAACAAUCAUUACCCUACUCCUUGUCUGUGAUGUUCUAUUAGAUGUGUUCAAGACAGCUAGCGAGUAUGAGACGGAAAGUCCACCUCCGCCUCUGGUUCAUUUUGUCUCCCCUGGAAUACUAGCUGUCACAUUGAUGCUUGUAGCAGUAAUACAACAAGUGGAGCGUGCCAAGGGAGUGUAUUCUUCUGGAGUCCUCUGGAUUUUUUGGUUUCUGCUGAUUGUAGCAGGAAUUGUGCCAUUCUAUUCCAAAGUAGUCAAUUUUGAUAAAGUAUGGAAAAAUGACAUCUACAGAUUUGUCACCUUCUUUGUGUAUUUUGGUCUUCUCCUGGUGCAGUUUGUCCUCUGCUGUAUCAGUGACCUCCCCAGGAAUAACCUACCAGAAGGAGCUAAGCCAUCUCCAGAGAUCACAGCCUCAUUUCUCUCCUAUAUUUCUUUCCAUUGGAUUAACAGCCUUGUAGUGAAGGGCUACAAGAAUGACCUGGUGGCUGAUGACUUGUUUGAACUAAACCCCAGAGAUGUGUCGGCCAACAAUGCACCUAUGAUAGAAGCAGCAUGGAAGGUGGAACUCGAGAAAGCGAAAAAAGAAGCAGCUCAGCUAGCCCUAAAGCUUGGAUACAGCAAAGAUGCCAAUGGCAUGUGGGUCAAGAACCAGCCCAUGAACUUGGCAUACAAUGCCACAGAGUCCACAGAGAGAACACCUUUACUGACAGGAAGCAACAGGAAGUCCGGGGAAGAUGAUGUGGAAUUCAAAAAUGGGAAGAGGAAAAAGAAAGAUGAUGGCUGUCCCAAACCCAAACCGUCCCUGGUGAAGGUGAUAGCUAAGGUGUAUGGCAGUAUACUGACAAAGGCUAUACUGUGUAAACUGGUAUAUGAUGGGCUGCAGUUCGUGGCACCACAGUUACAAGGAUUGAUGAUCAGAUUCACAGAAGAUGUGGAUGACCCAGAGUGGCAUGGGUACCUGUAUACAGUGGCCUUCUUCCUGACUGGGCUGACAGGGUCCUUCUUCUACCACCAGCUGUUUCACCUGUCCAUGACCACGGGAAUGAGGCUCAAGUCUGCUCUCAUUGGGGCUGUCUACAAAAAGGCCCUAACCAUGAGUAACGAGGCCAGACAGGAGUCUACUGUGGGUGAAAUAGUCAACCUGAUGUCUGUGGAUGCCCAGCGUGUACAGGAUGUCAUGGGAUAUCUCUGGAUGUUUGUGUCUGCGCCCGUACAGAUUGCUCUUGCACUGUGGUUGCUGUAUCAGCAGCUGGAAGGGGCUAUAUUUGCUGGAUUGGCUGUCAUGGUACUCCUGAUUCCCAUCAAUGGUGUCGUUGCAACGAAACUGAGGAAGUUGCAGGUGGCUAACCUUAAGAUGAAGGAUAGUAGAAUUAAGCUGAUGAAUGAAGUUCUUUCUGGAAUAAAGGUUCUGAAGCUGUACGCCUGGGAAUUGUCAUUCAAGGAGAAAAUUUCAGAAAUUAGGCAGAAAGAGCUGGCCUUGCUGAAGAGGUCUGCCUAUCUCCAGGCUGUCACUGUCUUCUGCUUUACAUGUGCUCCUGUCUUGGUCACUUUGGCAUCGUUUGCAACCUAUGUACUGAUAGACUCAAAAAAUGUUCUGACAGCAGAGAAAACAUUUGUGUCACUGUCUCUUUUCAAUAUUCUCCGCUUUCCCAUCAAUAUGCUGCCCAUGAUGAUAUCAUUUGUAGUGCAGGCCAAUGUUUCCAUAAAGCGUCUGUCAAAUUUCUUGUGCAAUGAAGAUAUUGAUCCCAACAAUGUACAUCACAACCCCAAUGCCAGACAUCCAAUAGAAAUAAGGAAUGGCAAAUUCUCCUGGAGCAAAGGGGACAGAGUUGUUUUGGAGGAUGUCAAUUUGGAGGUCCCUGAUGGUAAGUUGGUGGCUGUGGUGGGACAGGUUGGGGCAGGCAAGUCAUCCCUACUGUCUGCCAUACUGGGAGAGAUGCAGAAGGUAGAGGGCAGUGUCAACCUCAAGGGCAGUGUGGCUUAUGUGGCUCAACAGGCCUGGAUCCAGAAUGCCACUCUGAAGGACAACAUAUUGUUUGGCCGGCAGGAAAUGAGGAAGAAGUAUGAGGAAGUGGUGGAUGCCUGUGCCUUGAGACCUGACUUGGACAUUUUGCCUGGAGGAGAGAUGACUGAAAUCGGAGAAAAGGGUAUCAACUUGAGUGGUGGUCAGAAGCAGAGGGUCAGUCUGGCCAGGGCAGUGUAUAAUGAUGCUGAUGUCUAUCUCCUGGAUGACCCUCUUAGUGCUGUGGACUCCCAUGUGGGCAAGCACCUGUUUGAGAGUGUCAUAGGUCCUAAAGGAUUGCUGAGGAAGAAGACCAGAGUGUUGGUGACCCAUGGUCUUCAGUGGCUAGAGAAGUGUGACCAGAUUGUUGUUUUGCUGGACGGUCGUAUCUCGGAGACAGGCACCUACGAGGAGCUGCUUUCCCAUAAUGGUGCCUUUGCCCAGUUCCUGAAGACAUACCUAACACAGGCUGAUGAUGAAGAUGAGGAGAGUGAUGAAGGUUUGAAAUUAUUACAUAUUAUUUGA
Molecule: messenger RNA, 2753 nt
Organism: Lingula anatina
Lineage: Eukaryota; Metazoa; Brachiopoda; Lingulata; Lingulida; Lingulidae
Product: multidrug resistance-associated protein 1
Biological process (GO): transmembrane transport
Cellular component (GO): membrane
Molecular function (GO): ATP binding; ATP hydrolysis activity; ABC-type transporter activity
Source: RefSeq, a predicted model, not a curated record